CCUGGAACGGAGAAGAUGUCCUGAAAUUUGCAGACAGUCCCUUACAUGCGCAGAUCCAGACUGUCCAAUCAGCGCCGAGGAAGCUCUGUUUCCGGGAAUGUUUGGUGAUGUGGCUAUGCUCCGAAACCCAUCCGAGCAGAUUUCACAAAUAAAAAACACAUACUUUAACGUGGAGAGCACGCGCACAGUUAUCGCUGCUAGCUUAGCAAAGCUAACUCGACUGUGUCGUGGAAAGUGCGCUCCGAAAUAACAGCGGACGUGUUUAACAGGAAUCCUGUUUGCGCCAGCGCUUCCUCAUCUUCAGUGCCAUCUUUAUGUUAAGCCGUCUGGCCACAGUCCUCCAGGAGCUCUCUGGAGAGGAGGGCGCAGAUGGAGACCCACAGGAAAUGCUGGUCCCUCAGCUCCCUGAUGACGAGGGUCAGGCUGCAGCAGAGACAGAUGUACCUGAGGAGGCCAUGGAGAGGCUGGCUCACCUGGAACAACUGGUUGUGCAGCUGAAGGAGCUCAUCCGGGACAAGGACACGCUGCUUGUUCAAAAGGACACGGAGUUGUCCAACAAAGAUGCUCAGCUCAAUAGUGAAAAGGAAGAAGCCGAGGCUCGGUUCACCAAACUUAAACUACAGGCCAAAGCUAAGAUGGCAUCUCUCAACAAACAGAUAGCUGGUUUGAAAGGAUCAGGAGGAGACACGGUGACGCAGAGCCCAGACACUUCUUUCACAGGAGCUGGAGCUGCAGUCGAGGAGGAGCUCCAGGAACUGAAGCGCAAGCUGAGCGAGGAGGAGGCCAACAGCAGGGAGCUUCAACAACAACUUCAGACCCUGCAACAGCUUCUGCACCAGAAGGAAUCUGCUCACGCUGAACAGCUGCAGAAGCUUCAGGCCGUGGUGUUUGAGAAGGACGUGCGCUUCCAGGAGCAGAUUCAGAAACAUGAAGAAGAGCUGAUGAAGGUCACAACUCAGUCGCAGGAAGAUGGCGAACUUGAGCAGACUCUUCACACAGUUCAGAGACGCUGUGAAGAGCUUGAGGAGGCUCUCAGGUCCCGUGCUCAGGUGGUGGAAGUUCUGCAGCAAGAAGUGAGCAGCGCGGAUCAGCAAAAACAGAUCUUGACUGCUCAGUUCCGGCAGAUGGAGCAAGAGCUGGCCGAGGCUGUGAAGCUGAGGGAGGAGGAGCGGCAGCAGUGGGCCCAACAGGCCAGCAGGGCAGACGUCGAACUCGCAGCCCUGCGAACAACCCUGGAGGCUCUGGAAGAAGAGAGAGCGGAGGUAGUGAGGCAGGAGAGCGAGUUACUGUCCCUGAGAGAGGCAGAGCGUGUUAGUCUGGAGGCUCUAGAAAAAGAGAGAGCGGAGGUGGUGAGGCAGGAGAGCGAGUUAGUCUCUCUGAGAGAGGCUCUGGAGAACGAGAGAGCGGAGGUGGUGAGGCAGGAGAGCGAGUUAGUCUCUCUGAGAGAAGCUCUGGAGAACGAGAGAGCGGAGGUGGUGAGGCAGGAGAGCGAGUUAGUCUCUCUGAGAGAGGCUCUGGAGAACGAGAGAGCGGAGGUGGUGAGGCAGGAGAGUGAGUUAGUCUCUCUGAGAGAAGCAGAGUGUGUUGGUCAGGAGGCUCUGGAAAAAGAGAGAGCGGAGGUGGUGAGGCAGCAGAGCGAGUUAGUGUCCCUGAGAGAAGCAGAGCGUGUUAGUCAGGAGACUCUGGAGAACGAGAGGAUGGAAGUUACCAGACUGGAGAGAGAACUGGCUCUGAUGAAAGAGGCUGAGCUCACAUCUGUCCAAGGGAGCCACGAAGCUUCAGAGAGAGACGCCGCGGAAAUAUCUCGGCUCGAAAGCGAACUUGCAUCUUUGAGAGAGACGGCCGUUCAUACCAGCCAGGACGCCUUAGAGAGGGAGAAGUCAGACGUAGAUCAACUAGAAAGAGAGCUGGCUUCACUUAAAGAGAAGCAGGAAGAUGCUCAGAAGAAGGAUGAGAUCUUUGUGGAGCUUUGGAGACAUUUACGAGCGCUCGCAGUAGCUGGUGAACCAGCAGAAGACGAAAACCUGGUCCCUGACAACUUUUCUCUGCUUCUGGACGCCGUGCGGUCGAUUGACAGCGAGCUGAUCAGGCUGAAAGAGAAACACAGUGAGAGUGAAGAACAUUGUGUAUCUCUCACCCACACCAUGGAAACCCUUCAGGAACAACUUAAUAGAAAAAGCACAGAACAGGAGGAGACCACGGCCAGGUUACAGCAGCUGGAGCAGCAGAUCGUCACGUUGUCUGACAGAGACGAAGAUACUGGACCACUGCCACAGGAUUCCUCUGAAGCCCAAAAAGCCCAAAUACUGGCACUGGAGCAGCAGCUUUUAAUAAAAGAUAACAAGCUUGUUGCCUUGCGAGAAUCCCUGAGGCUGGCUAAAGACCAAAGCUCCAGUGAGGUUUCGUCAAGUGAAACACAUGAUCAGACUUCAGACCAGAAUCAGGAUGACAGUUCUGCUGCUCUCCCUGGUCUUAAUGAGGACACACAAGAAGAAGACACCACUUUAGUAGCCGAGGACACGUCUGUUCUUUCCGUCUCGGCUGAUAAUGACAGCAGCCCGGAGCUUAUUGGACACCAGUCUGAGUCACCGGAAGAAUCCAAAGCGACGUCUUCAGAUGAGAUGGUCACCAGCUGUGAUUCGGAGGUGGCACACAGCAGCUGGACACUCCUGGAAGCCGUAAAUCAAGAUGGAGGCCAGGAGUGGCCCUCCAUGCAGGAUUUCACACAAAUGCAGCUGCAGUCGUGGGAGACGACAAGCAUGGAGCAAGAAACCUCCACGGUUCAAGUCGAGUCCUCCUCUGUCAUCAUUCGAGAGACUGUUCAGGUCCAUGUUACUCAGCAGAGUUCGUCUUCGGCGGAUGCUGGUGUGUCCUCUGGCCAGGUCUUUGCUCAAGCUUUGGCUGAGGAGCUCCAGAAGAGGUACAGUGAACUUCUGGCUGAGCUGCAGAUGUUGAAAGAGGCAGCUGCAGAGUCACAGGAGAAAAUCCAGAACCUGGAGGAAGAAACUCAGCUGCUUUCUGCUGCUAAACAAGAGGCAGAGUCUCAGGCCAAUAACUUUGCAGAGGAGCUUCAGUUAGCCAAAUCUGAGUUGAGCGGUGUCUCCCAGCAAAGCGGCUUAUUAGUGGAGAAGCAUUUUACAGAAAUACAGCUUCUAGAAGAACAGAUAGACAUUUUGAGCACUGAAAGAAAAGCCAAGGAGGAGAAGAUCCAGAGCCUUCAGAGCGACUUGGAAACAACCCUCCAAGCUCUGUCUGAGCAGGAGGGACAGGUCCGGAUGCUGAGUGCUCAGCUGGAGGACAGAGAACUCUUCACCUCGGAGCUUGAAAGGAGGCUGCAAGAUAUGGAAACCAGCAUGUUGGAAUCUUCCCAGACUUCAGAUCUCAACAAUGAAUCUUUGUCACUGAAGGACACAGAGAUUGGCGACUUACAGCUGCGUCUCAGUCAGAAAGAGCAAGAGAUGAUGGAGCUUAAUGACAGUAUGUCUGCUAAACUCCUCCAGGUAGAAGAAGAGAAAUUCCACAUAGACUGUGAAGUCAAUAAACUGAAAGAGCAGAUUGUGGAUCUUGAGAAAGUGAGAGAAGAGAAACAACCGCUGAGCUGUGAAGACUCCACUUCUCACGGUGAUGAUGAACUUGCAAGUUUACGAAAGCAGAAAGAAGAGUUGGAAACUCAACUAACACACAUGAAGAAGAAGCUGCAGGCUGCACUUGUGCAACGGAAAGAGCUCAUGAAGAAGGUCAGGGACUUUGAGGCAGAAGCAAAAAAUAGGAAAGAGCAAGAAGAAUUAACCAUGGUAGAUAUUCCUGCAGUUGUCACAGAAGAAGAAGAAGAAGAAGAAACUAGAGGACAUGAUAUUCAAGAAAUGAAGGCUAAACUCCUAGAUCUUGAGGACGCUUUAAGAUCCAAAGGGUAUACAGUUGAAGUUCUCGAGCAGAAAGUUGGCCAACAAGAACAAGUCAUUGCUGAGAUGGUUGCCCUGAAUAGAAAGCUAAGUGAAGAAGCCGAAAAUGCUCAACAGGCUUCAGACAUCACCUCUGAGAUAACUGUGUUACAAACCCAAGUGGCCACUCUGAAAGCAGAGUGCGAGACACUUCAGAAGAAGGUUCAGGACGCUCAAGAAUCUCGCAAAGAGACUAUCCGCAAAGCAAAGGAGAAAGACAGACACCACCGCGAGCAACUGAAGCAGCAGAAGGAAGAAUACAGUGAACUGAUGGAGCGCUUCGAGGUGCAGAGCGGAGAAAGAGACGGCCUUCUUACUAAACUCAGUGAAAUAGAAGAAAAGGUGAGCCAUGAAACAGAGGAUAUGUCCCAACAACAGACACAGCAGCUGUCCCAAACUAUGGAGAAGCAACCAGCUGGUGACUGGAUCCAGGAGGACUGGGUGGACUUUGCCACAUCUGAACCAGAUUCAUCACAACCACAAACGAGUAAACCACUUCAGCCUCCUGCAGAGCUGUCAGAAUCUCUGAAAGCUCUUGGGGAAGAGAUCCACACUGUGCGGUUGGCCAACGCCGAGCUGGAGAAGCAGCUUCAAGAAACGCAGGCCAGUCUGUCACUGAAAGAGGCGGAGUUACUGGAUUUGAGCCUGGAGCUACAAGCACUACGAGAGAAAGAAAAACAAAUCAGCGCACUCUCAGAGGAAAUUGCAGAUCUCAGAGAAAAGUAUCGUCAAGCUGAGUCUCAUGCAGAAACCCUAAAAGCAGAGAUGGAUGCUGCGAACAAAGCAGCGUCUGCGGCAUCUGCAGAUUCUGCAUCUUCUGUUGCAGCACUUCAGGGUGAAGUGGAAGAUUUCAAGCAGUUUCUCGACAAGAAAAACCAGGAGAUAAUGGAGCUCAGUCAGCAACUCAGUGAGCAGAACUCCCUCAUACACUCAAUGCAAGACACAGUCUCUCAGAAGGAUCAACUAAUAGCCUCUUUACAGGAUGAAGUAAAGGUCGAGCAGGAGAAAACCCAGAAAUUAGAGGUUGAGGUUCCACAGAAGCAAGAGGAAGAGAAAGACAAUGAGAUGAAGAUUCAGCAGCUUCAGCGAAAACUUCAGGCUGCACUGAUCUCUCGCAAAGAGAUGCACAAAGAAAAGAAAACCCAGAAAGAGCAACUAGAUUCAACUGAGAAGCUCACUGCUGAGCUGAAACAGAAACUCGAGUCUGCAGAAGAAGAGCUGGAGAAGCUCAGAGCAGAAAGACUAAGGCUCAUUGAUGAGGUUGAUCGGAUGUUGCUGGAGAACCAAAGCCUUGGAUCGUCCUGUGAGAGUCUCAAACUGGCCAUGGAAGGUGUACUGAACGAGAAAGAUGCUUGUAAGAGAGAAGUGGAGUUUGCAAAAGAAGAGGCCGCCAAGGUCAGCAAGGAAUGGGAGGGCAAGGUUCAAAUCAUGAAGGACGAGUACGAGACUCUGCUCAAGUCAUAUGAAAACGUGAGCGACGAGGCAGAGCGAGUGAGGCGAGUCCUGGAAGCUGCCAGACAGGAGAGACAGGAGUUAGGGGCCAGAGUGAGGACACAUGAGGCUGCGAAGCAAGAAGCUGAGCGGCAGACGGAGGAGGCGCAGAAAGAGGUGAAUUCAGUCAAAGACAAAAUGAGGAAAUUUGCCAAAACAAAGCAGCAGAAAAUACUGGAAUUAGAGGAGGAGAACGAGAGACUGCGGGAGUUGCAGGAAAAGCCUGUCAUGAAAGGAAACGACAGUACUUUGCAAGCUGAAGUUGAGAGACUCAAAGAGGAAGUUCAGAAUUUGAAAGAUGAGCUGGACGCUACAUCAGAAGAGAAAGAAACUUUAGGAAAGCAGGUUGAAGAAAUGAGGGAACAAAUUGACCAAAUGGGAAAGAAAGAGGACGAUGAAACCCAAUCAAGUCUUCUUAGUUCUGUAGCUGUUGUAGAAGAGGUUGUCACGGCCCAAACAGUAGAUGAAAUCACAACCAAACCAGAGUCUAAUGAGAGUCAGAAUGAUGAUAAAGAAAAGCCUUUACCUCCAAAAGAGUCUCCAGAUGAUCACAUAGUUGCAGCGUCUGCACCAGAAACACAUUUGCAACCUACGGAGGAGAAAGAAGAGGAACUGGUGGAAGGUGCUCAGACUUUAUUAGAGGACAAAAUGAGAGAGAUGGAGGCAGCGGUUAACACAGAGAGGGCACUGUGGCAGGAACGGGAGGCUGAACUCAAAGCUAAGCUGGUGUCUCUUGAGCAAGACCUUCAGGAAAGUCAAGAUAAGCUGACUCUGUUGUCCUCUUUAGAAAGGUACCUGGAAGAGAGCAAAGAGAGAGAAAAGAGUCUGAUCGAAGAGGGUUCAAAGAGGGAAACUCAGGUCAAAGAACUUCUCAGAAGCCUUGAAACUGAGAAGGAUAACCUGGAGGAGCGUCUCAUGAACCAGUUGGCUCAACUCAAUGGGAGCAUUGCCGGUUAUCAGCAAGAGGCAGCAGACAACCGGGAACACCUGGCUGGAAUCCAGCGGCAGGUGGAGACGUUGGAGAGGGAACGAGCUGAACUUGAAGCCGAGGCUCAGAGCGAGCGGGACCGAGCAUCCAGGCUGGAAGAAGACAUGAGGCAGGCCCAGAGGGAGAGAGCCGAGGCAGAGGCUGAGUCUGGGAAACAGAGGGAGCUGGAGCAGCAGCUGAGGUCUGCUCAAAGGGUCAGAGAAGGAAGCCAGAGCAGAGCUCGUCAGCUGGAAGAGCUGCUGAGGGAGAAGCAGCUGGAGGUGCGACAGCUGCAGAAGGACAGCAUCCAGUACCAGGAGAGGAUCAGCGAACUGGGCAAGGAAGUUAAGUCACUGCAGCUUGGUCACGAUGAGCUCAUUAGCAAGUUAAAGCAAUCUCAGCUGGAAUCUUCCUCAACCCAAGACGACAUGAAGACGAUUGAGGCUGAACUGACAAACUGUAAAGCUAAACUAGAUGAGGUCCAAAAACAACUGAGCGAGGCCUUAGCUGAGAAAGCAACUUUGGAACAGAGCUCUCAGCAGAAAGUGGCUUUGAUUAAAGCUGAAGCAGAGCAAACGCUGGACUCUGUCAGGUUCAGGCUGGGAGCUGAACUGAAGGAGAUGGACCUGAGACUGGAGGAGGCCUACAGGGAGCGGGAAAGGGAAGUGGAGGCAACUGUGGAGGCCAGAGAGAUGGCAGAAGGUGCCGAAAGACACGCCCAGGAAAUGCAAGCCCGUCUAGAUGAGUCUUUGGCUCGGUUAGCUGCGUUCUCUCGAUGCAUGUCCUCGCUGCAAGACGAUCGGGACAGAGUUCUGGACGAGACUCGGCAGUGGGAAACUCGUUUUAAUGAUGCUCUGCAGGCCAAGGAGGCUGAAGUCAGGGAGGCUGAGACACGGGCGAGGGACCUGGCAGAACGUCUUCAGAAAGAAACCGCACUGAAAGGGGAACUUCAGCUCUCUGUGGACAGACUGGAGAAAGCAGGUGAAGAAUGUCAGCUGAAACUGGAGAAACAGGAAAAGGAAGUCACAGAGAUCGAAGCUGUCCUUGAGGAGGAGAGAACCCUGCACCAAGAAACACUAUCUGAGCUGAAGUCUGCUCAGAAGGAAGUCCGUGCACUUACAGAAGAGCUGGAGGGCGUUCGUCACAGAGUCCAGGCUCUGGACGAGGCUGUCGGUCGGCUGCAGGGAGAAGUCGACCAGACCAGGACUGAGCUGAAGGAGAGGGAGGCAGACGAGAGGAGGCUGUGUCUGAACGUGGAGCAGCUAGAGACAGACCUGAGGUCUUCUAAGGCCUUGACUGAGAGUCUGCAGACAGAGUUAAAUGAGAAGGAGAGGAGAGAAGUGGAAAUGCUGGGAGAGAAGGAGCAUGCUGUUGCACAGGCUGCUGACGAAGCCAGAAAGGAGGCCGACAGUCGUGCACAGGAAGCUGAGAAGGAGCUGGAGCAGAGAAGGGAAGAGGUGCGAGACCUGGAGGAAAGACUGCGGAAGGCCGAGGAAGAGAGCAACAACAGAAAAGUUCGACUGGACUCGUUCACUAAGGCCAUGGGCUCCUUACAGGACGAUAGAGACCGAGUCCUGAACAUAUACAAACAGCUGGAGGAGAAACACCUGCAGGUCAUGAUGGAGAAAGACGGUCUGAUCCAAGAAGCAGCCGGGGAGAACAACAGCCUGAAGGAAGAACUGCGCUCUCUGCUGGUCCAGAGAGACGACCUGUACGCCGAGAAGGCCAAGCUGUCUGCGGAGCUGCACGGCUAUCGAGACGAACUUAACCAGGUCCUCAGCAUGAAGGACUCCCAGCACAAACAACUCCUGGCAGCACAGAGAGCGAGAAUCACAGCGCUGGAGAAGGAGCGCGAGGAACUGGAAAGUCAGUUAAAGAGUGUCCGCAGAGCCAGAGAGGCAGAAGAAGACGCCGUGUCAAAGGUGGAGGUGGAGAGUCUCAGUCAGGCCGCUGCAUCACAGGCUUCUGAUGCUCCUGGUGCAGAGGUUGAGAAGCUGAGAGAGCAGCUGCACGCAGCAAGAGAACAAGUGCAGGACUUAGAGGAGACCCUGUCGAGGGAGCGACAAGGGCAGGAAAACAGGAACCAAGAGCUAGCUGAACUGCGAUGGGAAGGAGGCGUGAUGCGUACAGAGUCAGAGAGCGCUCAGGAAAGGGUGGCCGAGCUGGCCCGAGACCUGCUGGUCAUCGAGCAGCAGCUGCUCGGAGAGAAAGAGGCGGUGACGCAGCUGAGAGCAGAGAACCAGUCAUUCGCUAAAUCCAUGGCCUCACUACAGGACAGCAGGGACCAGGCACUGAACAAGGUCCAGGAACUAAGCCGGAAACUUGAGGAGAUGAGCAAGGCAGGUGGCCACACAGCUCCCAGCAGCCCUGGAGGCUCCACAGGGGAAGUGUGGGGCCUAAAGAACGCUCUGCAGGCCCUUCAAAAUGACCGGGAGAGACUGCUGGAGCAGCUUCAAACUCAGACGUCUGAGCUCAACAAGCAGAAACGGGAGCUGACUCGACUCGGAGCAGGAGAGCUGAUCAAAGUCAGCCAGGAGCUGUUUGAGGAGAAGGAGAAGAACGAGGAGAUGCUGGGUGUCAUUGCGCAGCUGGAGAGUGUGCUGGAAACGGGCAAGCAGGAAACGGAGACACUGCGGCUGGAGCGCGUCGACUGGACGACUCAAGCCGAGCAGCUGAAGCAGCAGACGCUCGCCACGCUGUCAGAGCGCGACCAACAGCUGCGACAGCUCACCGCCAUGCUGGAGGAAGCUCGCGCUCACCGAGCCAAAAUUCAGCAGGAACACUAUCAGAGAGAGGGCACAGAGAAAGUGGACAGUCCUCCUGGAGCCCCGCAGGAGAGGAGGGGUCUGUCGGACAGCCACGCCUUCACCGCUGAGGUCAAAGACUUACAGCGCAGGCUGGAUGAGGAGAUACACCAGAGGAUGGCUGCUGAGGAGCAGCUCAUGGUCACACAGGAACAAUUCAAACGUCAAAGCUCGGCAAAGUGGCGCUCAGCUCAGGAAGACGAUCAGUCAGAGACGGCUGUUUUCAUCGAGCCGUCAGAAGGAGGCGUCACUCGGAUCCGUAGAGGAGGCCCGGGUUGGAAGCGGAUGCUGCGAGUGGCUUUCUGCUCCCGCCAGCGUACGCCUCUGCUGCUGAGCCUCUAUCUGCUGACCGUGCACGUCCUGCUGCUGCUGUGUCUGGGCGGAUUCCUGUGAACAGACGCACACCUGACUACAUCUGUUUGAUUUAGAGUGUGAAGGUUAUUCUACAAAAACACACACACACACACACACGCACUUUACAGGAUUUUCAACUUUUAGCCAAAGUGUAGAGAUUUAUGUCGUUAUUUUAACUCUUUUGAUGUCAGGUGGAUUUGAAAAGUGUUAAGUUUGACAGAAAAGGACAGAAAGAGACAGAGCGAGGACAGAAAGACAGAAAGAGACAGAGAGUUCAUGCUUUUCCUGCUGUUGCACAGAGAAGAAAGUUUCUUGUUAAUAAUGCAGUGUUUUGGUCGAUGGUUUUUCUUCCUGUGCCUUUAGAUCGGGAUUUAAAGGGUUUUUUUAUGAUAAAGAAAAAGUUGGACAUUUUGGGGGAAAACGAACACAAACUGACGCCGCUGAUCAUCUGUUAACUUAAAGCUUAGUUUGAGAAACGUGUCAUUUGUAUAAUCUGUACAAGGCCAUAUUUUUACUUUAUGUUACUUAAUUCACUCGACUACAAGUGAAGGAAAACAUCUUUACCUUUAAUGGGCUGCAAACCUGUUUUUACAUCAAUAUUUGAGCUUGUUUUUUCCAUUUAUUCUCCAAACUCCGACGACUUCAUUUAAAAACCGUAUGAAGCUCAAACAGCAACAGGUCACUCUUUUAAACAUGAGCUGAAUAUUGAAUAAAGUUUUCCAUGGAAAACUGAGAUGUUAAGGAUAAAAACAUUCAGGACAGUUAUUCCAGACUUUUUUUGUUCCAUUUUUUCCUCAUUAGUAAUUGCUGUGCAGUGAUUGGCCCUCAGUUCAAAGGUCGCGUGUGUUUGGCUGAAAUUGAAGAUCUUCAGAAUGGAUUGUAUGAGUGAGACUUUUAUAUUAGUAUCAGGAGCAGAGGCAGAGGCAGAGCCGCCCACAGUGGACACUAAACUAAACCUUUGAUGCUUUCUUGGUUUUCAGGGGACUCUUUUGAAGGAGCAGUAUACUUAAAAAUAGCUCCACCUGGUGGAAACACACUGACAUGUAUAUUACUUUCACUGAGGAGAACAUUUUAAAGUAGUGGAGACUUUUUAUACACUGAUACUGACUCCAGUCAUAAGACACCCAGCAUUCCCGUCUGAGUUUAGUGUGGAAAUACAAAAAUGUUGAACUUUUAUCUCCUGAGGUUCAGGAUGUGUCGUCUUCUCCUCGCGUCGUGCACAAGAAAAUAAUAAUAAUAAUAAUAAUAAUAAUAUGAAUCAUAACGGAGCACAGUGCAAUUCCUCUUCUUACACUUUCCACUCAUGUGUGUUCUUUUCUUUUCCUCUCACACGUCUGUUCUCCCUCUCUUUCAUAUCCAGUUUACUUUUUUUUUUAUUUUAAAAAGCGGUCGAUGAAGUUGCCUUAAGUGUGGGAUCAUUCCAGGGGACACUGAACUUUUUAAUCCAUCCCAUCAUUGAUUUCUCUCAUGUAGCAUAAUUUAUUGAUUGGUUCAUUUUCACUUUAAUCACACGGUGUCAGUCAGACAAACAUCAUUCACUACUUCUGCUGUAAAUAACUGUUCAAAAGGGCUGUCAAGAAAAAACAUGUCAUUAAAGUGUUGGUGGUUCAGGGAA
Molecule: messenger RNA, 11172 nt
Organism: Solea solea (common sole)
Lineage: Eukaryota; Metazoa; Chordata; Actinopteri; Pleuronectiformes; Soleidae
Gene: golgb1
Product: golgin B1
Exons: 21
Coding region: 315-9596 (3093 amino acids)
Cellular component (GO): Golgi apparatus; cis-Golgi network; endoplasmic reticulum-Golgi intermediate compartment
Source: RefSeq, a predicted model, not a curated record